Ramularia collo-cygni is the source of this 177-nucleotide messenger RNA. RefSeq lists its product as uncharacterized. The record is from RefSeq and is a predicted model, not a curated record. The coding region runs from base 1 to 177 and encodes 58 amino acids. The transcript is spliced from 2 exons. Lineage: Eukaryota; Fungi; Ascomycota; Dothideomycetes; Mycosphaerellales; Mycosphaerellaceae.
AUGCAAAGCGUGAUCGCGGUGUUAAGCACGAAUUUGUUCAAAACGGUCACGCGUUCGGGGGCAUCAAUGCUCUACUUCACGCGACCUUUUCAUCUCACGUCUCAACAUUCCGAAGGUCUUCAUAUCUGUCCAGAAACCGAUCUUCUUUCUCUUUGCACUCAUGGCAUUGAUGCUUGA